This is a messenger RNA of Saccostrea cuccullata (small rock oyster), 835 nucleotides long. RefSeq names its product mediator of RNA polymerase II transcription subunit 28-like. The record is from RefSeq and is a predicted model, not a curated record. The transcript is spliced from 4 exons. Gene Ontology annotation, cellular component: mediator complex. The coding region runs from base 23 to 691 and encodes 222 amino acids. NCBI's taxonomy places the organism in Eukaryota, Metazoa, Mollusca, Bivalvia, Ostreida, Ostreidae.
CACGUUUAGUAAGACCAGCAAGAUGGCGGCUGUGAAAGAUUCGCAGAAUCCUCAUCUUAUUGAUGAGUUAGAGGGAUCAUUUUUGAGUUGCAUGGAAAGUUUGACAUCUCAGGAAUAUUUCAAUGUGCAAGACUUGGAAGAAAUCAAAACAGGAAUGGAGUUAAGCUUACAGAAAUUUCUGGAACUGGCAAGGCAGACAGAGGCAUUCUUUCUUCAGAAACGUUUAAUACUUUCAAAACAAAAACCAGAACAGUUUGUUAAAGAUGAAACAGAAGAUUUACGUGCUGAACUCGAGAGGAAAGAUAUAAUGAUAAAAAAGCACCAGGAGCGGUUACAGAAAUGGCAGACAAUGUUAAAUUCUGUGAACAAAGGAUCUUUUUAUACCUCCCCACCUCAACAACAAAUGUCAGGUCCCUCUGGGGGCCAGCAGUACCCCUCCCACUCUGUCCCUCCAGGGCCCUUCACAGGGGGUGGGGGGAUGCCCGGACAAACUCACAUGGGCCUUUCCUCUACUGCCAUGUCAGGGGGCCAGUAUUCACAAACUGUACCGCAGCAGGCCUCUCAUAUGAUGCUGCCCAGACAGGGGUCUACAUCUGGUGUUCACCAACAACAGCCCCCUCCAGCCUAUCCCCAGGGGCCACUACAGUACCUAGAGCAAAGCAUGUCAAAUAUCGGAAUGCCACGAACAUAGUGUCAAAACUAUCAUUUUAUUGGCAAAAUUCUGCAUAUGUACCAGAAUAUAUAUAUACAUGUUCAUUUUCAUUGUUUUAUUUUUGAAGCAGUCUGUAUUGAAAUGCCCAAUUGAUAUGAUAAAUAAAGUUAUUAUGUAUGUUUA